CGGGUUCGGACGUUUUUUUAAUUUGUGGAGAUUGUACACAUACAUAUUGAUUUUUUAAAAAGAACAUUGUUUUUUGUAAACCGCUGACAGCAUGCAACUCCUAUCUAAUACAAUAUAAGAUCCCACUUCUAUCGAGAAAAAUAAAACUUAAGUGUAGGCAGGUAUACCACAUACAGUGUAUCUAAAAUAACCAGAAAUAUCAUUCAUUUAUUUUAAUUUCUCUUUUCACCUGUUCACUGCAAACAAAUCAAUAUAUCGAGUAGCGGAGUAAUUUCCAAAUACGACCACGAGAAGAAUCACCCAGUCGAAGAUUUAAAAACCCCUGACCGACGCACUUUAUUCUCUACAAACAUUCAGUUUAUGAAGUCUUAUUUAAAAUCCACAAAUUAUAACAAUGACGCUUCUAUUUGAUUAAGUUUUACCGUGUUUUCAAUUUAUCGGGUUUUUAAACAGAAUAUUGGAACUCUCUGAAUGCAAGUUCGAUACCUAUGUACAUGGCCCCAUUGCUUCUUGCCAACGACUUCACUGUAAAUUCAGAAUUCCUUGAAGCGGGAUUCCAUGAAAACCCGUACAUUACUUCAAUAAAAAAAAAUUUAAAGACAAAACUGUGAACGUAAUAUUUAACCCCAUCGCUGUUUUAACACAUUCCUUUGAUGUUUUAAAUUCCUAGCGCUCCCCACUGAUUAAAACGGAACUCUUUAAGUAUCGGAGGUAAAUUAACUAGCGGAGGUAAAAUCAAUCUAUAGAUCUAUGAAUGACAGUUCAGUGAGACUGAAACAGAUGCAAUGAAAGCCGGGACUACGGGGGAUCCUAAGUAUGGUGUCUCCUAGCGGCGUUUUAUAGAAUGGAUUAAUCUACGAUCGAUAAUCUAACACGGUCGACUUAAUGAGCAGUUUUGUGAAUGGAUUAUCGGAGGUUUAAUUACAUUAUUGUAGUUUCACCAAUGUGCAUUUCUUACAUCACCUGCUUGGCCGUAUGAGGUGAGAGUCCGUGCGACAUCGAGAUCUCCCAGCCAUGACCUGUGUUUGUCUUUAUAAAACCUGUUCGAAUAUGUAAGGACCAUUUAUCGAAUGCAUUUUUCAAACGGAUAGACAUUUGUUGAUAUAGCUGGCUAGCUUUAAAAAAAGCAGACAAAAAGAACAAUCGCGUCUACGAUGACGACUAUCAUGAAACCCCGACUCACCGCCACUCUUACGGGACAGCCAGCCGAUCCACACACCUCCCGACCGUACAAGAGAAAUCAAGUGGUGUAUCCGCAAUGGAUGCGGACUUUAGAGGAGAAGUACAAGCGACUUCACAUGAAGAUCAGGAAAUCGACGUCUUCAAUGACGUACAUGUACAAUUCUAGUCUUGGACGCAAUAUAACGGAGCAGAAGACACUCCGAGCGGCCGGAGUGAACAAUAGGGAAGAGGUUCCCGCCAAACCCGUGAAAAAAUCGCAACAGAGUGUUCUUCUUUCGAAUUCAUCAUCCACUCAGGUGAAUCCUACCACGUGUUCAUCGGCGACAAAAAUUAGGAUUGCUGCUACCGAAAUUUCUGACGGUCCAGAAAUUUCGAGGGACGUGUGUGAUAAAGUUUAUUCGUGCGCUUGUGAAAAGGAAUGGAAAUCCCAACCAGUUGAUUAUGACGGUUCUAUCAAUACUGCAUGUGUUCGUGAAUGUGAUUGUCAAAGCGAGGGGGAUACGGGGGAUCUGUGUGAUGGUACGGGGGAUCUGUGUGAUGGUACGGUGGAAUUAUCAGAUAACAAUAUGAACCGAAGACACGUUGAAAAGGCGGGAUUAAAACCUAAAUGUAAAAAGGUCAAUAUAGCCCCCUUGGAGCAGGUGGAAAAUCAAAUAUUGAUUGAGACUCCCGAUUUUAGUGGCGUUAUCAACGUCGAUUCUAGAAGUCAUUUCAUUACGCAUGUAGGUCCCCGAAGAUUCUCCACUCGCACCAAGACGUCUGUAAGUAGACGAAGCACCGUCACACAGAAAACAUCAAAAUCGUGCCCCCCAACGAUGGAACUUGAUCUUACGACCUCCAAGCAUGUGAAUCAUAAAGCCGUACCAACAUUGCGUGCGAAAAGUGCUUACUCCAGUAAACCUCAAACUUUUAGAUCCUCCAAACUGUUCUCAAGGAUGUCGCAGGAGGCCCAGCACGCCAUGACUGAGACUAUUCAAGAACACGAGGGGUUACGAAUGCCAAAUAAUAACUUCAAAACUCAACAAUGGAUUGAUGAGAAUUUUGCUCAUCAGAACGACGUCAUUCGAUCACGUGUCCAAGAGAAUGUUUACGUCAAGCAGCCGCCUCCCUCAGGGGAUAGAGGGCCCGGGCAUCGCGUAGCUGACGAAGAUGUCUAUGAAACGAACUAUAACAUAGAGGAUGUACUUCCGAAUGAUUCUUGUACAGACUCGGAAAUGUCCGUCAAUUCUAGAAGGCGUCCCAUCACUUCCGACAGUACUAAUAUGCGACUUCCGUCCAUUCCAUCGGAUUCCACGGCGGAUUACUGCACGCUAGGACAGCUAAAACAUUUUAACCUCCGAUUACCAGGAAUCGGGCGGUACGAGAUCGCCACGUUAAGAGAAAAGACAUUUGAAAUUACUCCUCCGGGGUAUGACAUCAGAUAUAACGAUGUUGUCGUGUUUGAAGAGGGCGAACGAGAAAACGAACUGCCAUCGGAAGACAUUCGUGAACGGGCUGUACAGAAAUGCCAAGAUUGGUUAGCGAGGUAUAGUCCCCGAAAGGAGAUAUCUAAUUAGUGAUGAAUGACGUCAUCAGGAUGUGUUCCAUAGCCAUCUCAUUCCAUUUUGUUAACAAACUUUAGCAGUUUGUCACAAUUACUUGAUGUAAUUUAUUUAUUGAAAGCACGAGUAUAGGGGAAGACUGUUGUUUUCUUGCUGCAAUAGUAAGGACGUGCGUCAAUGUUAUGUCACGUUACGGUGAUUUAUAGCUCAAUGACUCGGCUUUGCUGUAGACAGGGUACUUAAUCCGUCCAUUAUGGUUCUAAAACAAUAUAUUUAUAUACCAAUUAACAGUAUUACUAAAUCCCUCACGUAUUCUUUUUGUUAUUAUUUACUUUUGUUAGUUAUUCGUGUAUCGUCUUGGACAUUUUAAUCAAGUAAUGUUUAACUGAUCUAAUGUUAAAGUAAAAUUCUAUAUAUAUAAAUAUAUAUAUAUAUAUAUAUAUAUAUGCUUGCAAUUUGGUAUUUAGUAAUGAAGUAGGAAUUCUUAACAGAUGCACAUGCAGGUGUAUCCGAUCUUGUCGAGAUAAUUUUUUAUGCUCCCUUGAUCGAAAACUAGUGGUAUUAUUUUCGGUCUGUCUCUUUGUUCGCUAAUCUUAAUAGAUUAUGUACAAUAUGGGCAUGCUUUGGUCCCUUAAAAUGGCCUUCAUAGAUUUCUGCAUAAUAAAUUCUGUAAAAAUUUAGCGAAGUGCAUUCUUACUUUUAUGAAUAUUGUAUGCACAACUUUUUGAUAAAUUAUGUUUUUUAAAUCAAAAUGUUAGCGAUUCUAUGACGUCAUAAAUACAUUUCUUUUUUCUUCUAAUGUUUGAUUAAUUGCGGUUUUACGCCGUUUUGUCAAAUGUUUUGAUUUUGGAUGAAAAAUUGCACAUUUUGGAAUCAAUUACUUUUUUUUACAAACAUAGAAUUCAUGGAGAACUUUAAUUUUAUGUAGUCAUUACAUGUCUCACAGUAAAGAUGAGCUAAUGGUAGAAAAAACCAAGUCAUCUUCUCCAAUAAGCUUAACGUAUGAGCUAAUGGUAGAAAAAACCAAGUCAUCUUCUCCAAUAAGCUUAACGUAUGAGCUAAUGGUAGAAAAAACCAAGUCAUCUUCUCCAAUAAGCUUAACGUAUGAGCUAAUGGUAGAAAAAACCAAGUCAUCUUCUCCAAUAAGCUUAACGUAUGAGCUAAUGGUAGAAAAAACCAAGUCAUCUUCUCCAAUAAGCUUAACGUAUGAGCUAAUGGUAGAAAAAACCAAGUCAUCUUCUCCAAUAAGCUUAACGUAUGAGCUAAUGGUAGAAAAAACCAAGUCAUCUUCUCCAAUAAGCUUAACGUAUUAAUGUCAGAAAUGGCGCCAAACUGGUCGUAAAUAUCAAGAUAUUAGUUUUGCCUUACAAGAUUUGAAUUAUAGAAAAGUUUAAGAUUGUAUAUCUCGAAAAGGGCAGGGAAGGAUAAGAGCCCCAUAUAGACCCCAUUUUUACUCACAUUUUACAUCUAAAAUUGUGAUAAUAAUGGCUCUUGUUUUCAAAACUCUGGUAGAAACUUAUUCCAAUAUAAUGUCACAGUAAAAAUAAAAGAUGACCACCAUCAUAAAGUAAGUGAGUUAAGUCACCAGACUCAAAAGAUUUCAGCAAAUCUCGAGUUCCAGAAGAAAACUGCAUAUUUUUGUUGUUGAAUUUUACAAACAGUUUUGCUUUGAAAAACAUUGAACAUCCACUUGUUACUGUUACUGUGCACACGUACCUUUUUAUCCCAAAGUUGCAGAUGAUACAGGUGUAAAAGAUGUAGAAGUGUGAGAGGUACACAAAUUUGUGCUCUACAUUUCUCUAGUGACCUUUUCCAAGUAAAUGUUUAACCAAAACGUGGGAAAUGUUGACUUUUUAUUCACUUUGAGCUAUUCCUGCGAACUUGAAAUAAAACAUGUUAACACCGAUACUUAUUUUGAGAUGAUCAGAGUAACUUAUUUUGAGAUGAUCAGAGUAACUUAUUUUGAGAUGAUCAGAGUAACUUAUUUUGUUAUUGGUGACUUCUGAAAACAAGAGCCAUUAUUAUAUGCCCUGAUCUUAAUGUCUCUUUUCACGUGGAUUUUCAGCGAUCAAAUAAGGCCCAGUUGUGUGCAGUUCAUGAUGUUUGAAGUAUAACUGACAGGUCAAGGUCAAGAAACUUUAUAUAGGUCUGAAAUCUCAAGGUCAAAGCUACAUGAAUGAUAAUGGUAAAGGAUAUACUUCAAGGUCACCUUCAAGUUUGCCAACAUCGAACUUGACGGCACGGCGGGAGCGAAGUGUUUCACAAAUGUAUUUAGUUCUAUCUUUACGUGAGCUUCAUGAGAGUUGUUGUAAGUAUGAAAGAGAAAACAGUGGGGAAACGGGUGCAUUUACUCAAAAGAGGUGUUAAGUUUACCUGUACUUAUAUUUAUUUAUUAGUAAUAUGUUAAUCUAUUAAUAGGGUUAGAUGUACUGUUAUGUUUUAGCGUUUACUUGUUAAGUCAUGAUGAUUAAAGGACACUAAAUAUAUCCCUAUACAUGUACAAACAUA
Messenger RNA from Ostrea edulis (European flat oyster), 5231 nucleotides. RefSeq lists its product as uncharacterized. Bases 1155 to 2738 code for a protein of 527 amino acids. NCBI's taxonomy places the organism in Eukaryota, Metazoa, Mollusca, Bivalvia, Ostreida, Ostreidae. The record is from RefSeq and is a predicted model, not a curated record. The transcript has 2 exons.